CAUCUUCAUAUGAUCCUUGCCAUAUAAAAACUUACACAUAGUACUUCAACAUUGGGUUGUAUUUUUUGUUGCUUUUCCUUCAAUAUUUUCCUCAAUUUCCAUCUUCAAUGGAGAAGAAACUUAACUUACUAUGCCUUACUAUUAUUACUAAUAUAUUGUUGCUCUAUAGUUAUUCACUCAAUGUAGAAGGAAGGCAUCACAUUUCCAAAAAAACAAAGACCAAAAGUAUAACUAGUCAUGCUCCUAGUAGUCCUGUUGAGGGUAGUGUUAAGCAACCAUCACCAUCACAACCAUCACCACUAUCACCACCGCCAGCUUCUUCUCCUAGUAAUGUUGUCCCAUCGGACCCAAGUUACGGAGGCAGCCCUGAUUUGAGUCCUGAUGAUUGUGUUUUUGACGUGACGGAGUAUGGAGCCGUUGGGGACGGCUCCACCGAUGACACAGAUGCAUUCAUUGCGGCUUGGAAAGCCGCGUGUCAAGUCGAGUCUGCAGUGCUCUUGGCUCCUGCGGAUCGUACUUUCAUGAUCACUUCCACUAUUUUCUCUGGCCCUUGCAAGCCUGGACUCGAAUUUCGCGUAAAUGGAGUGCUAAUGACACCAGAAGGACCAGAUUGUUGGCCUAAAGAAGACAGUAACAAGCAAUGGCUUGUGUUUUACAGACUUGAUAAUAUGACUUUUACUGGUACUGGUACUAUUGAAGGUAAUGGUGAACAAUGGUGGGAGCUCCCCUGCAAACCUCACAGGGGACCUAAUGGCUCUACUUUGCCUGGACCAUGUGACAGCCCUACUAUGAUAAGGUUUUUCAUGAGCUCGAAUUUGGUGGUGAGAGGUUUAAGAAUACAAAACAGUCCAAUGUUCCACAUGAAAUUUGAUGGAUGUGAAGGAGUACUCAUAGAUGAAUUGUCAAUUUCUUCACCUAAACUUAGCCCAAACACUGAUGGAAUUCACAUUGAGAACACCAAAUCUGUUGGAAUCUACAACUCCGUCAUAGCCAAUGGGGAUGAUUGCAUAUCAAUUGGACCUAGUAGUUCAAACAUUCAUAUUGAAGGAGUCACAUGUGGGCCUAGUCACGGGAUCAGUAUUGGGAGCCUAGGGGUGCACCAUAGCCAGGCAUGUGUGUCAAACAUUACGGUCCGCAAUGCCAUGAUUCGAGACUCUGACAACGGAGUUCGAAUCAAGACAUGGCAAGGAGGGUCAGGAUCAGUAACAGGAUUGUCGUUUGAUACAAUUCAGAUGGAAAAUGUGCGCAAUUGCAUCAUCAUAGAUCAAUAUUACUGCCUCACCAAGGGAUGUCGGAACGAGACGUCGGCCGUCUAUGUGCGCGACAUCUCUUACCGAAACAUCAAGGGAACUUACGACGUGCGUAGUGCUCCCAUACACUUUGCCUGCAGUGACACCAUUGCUUGCACAAACAUUACAAUGUCUGAAGUUGAACUUCUACCACAUGAAGGCGAACUCGUAGACGAUCCCUUUUGCUGGAACGCGUAUGGAAUUCAACAAACGUUGACGAUACCUCCGAUUGAUUGCUUGCAAGAUGGAAUGCCACAGGAAAUUGGAGAGGCUGUUGAAUAUACCUGCAGUACCUGAUGACAAUUAUAAGUUAGUUAUAGACUUAUAGCUCUAUGUAAAUUAUUUUUGUAGGUCAUUUUCAUAUAUCAUAGUAUAAAUUUCACUUCACUAGGCUGGUUUGCAUCCCUACUAGGGAUACUAUUUUGUACUAACAGAUAUGGUCUAUUUUAAUGACCUAAUGUCUGUACUAGGGAGUGAAAUGUCUACAAAUAAAAUAAUUAGUUUGAAGAGCU
Messenger RNA from Capsicum annuum, 1801 nucleotides. RefSeq names its product polygalacturonase At1g48100. Lineage: Eukaryota; Viridiplantae; Streptophyta; Magnoliopsida; Solanales; Solanaceae. The record is from RefSeq and is a predicted model, not a curated record. Bases 108 to 1586 code for a protein of 492 amino acids. Gene Ontology annotation, biological process: carbohydrate metabolic process. The transcript has 6 exons. Gene Ontology annotation, molecular function: polygalacturonase activity.